Molecule: messenger RNA, 1076 nt
Organism: Gossypium arboreum
Lineage: Eukaryota; Viridiplantae; Streptophyta; Magnoliopsida; Malvales; Malvaceae
Product: putative disease resistance protein RGA4
Exons: 4
Coding region: 452-766 (104 amino acids)
Source: RefSeq, a predicted model, not a curated record
GCUUUAAUUUCCUGUAUUGACUUCAAUCUAUUCUUUUUAUCUUUUUUAUAGUGAAACCUGAAGAAGAAUGUACAGGAAAUGAAAAGGAUGAGAGAGAAAGCAUACUUGCAAUUUCCAAGAACAUCAGAUGAAAUUUGCUACAGAGGAACACGUAUAGUGGAUGGCCAGUUCCAAGUCCUUUUUUGUCCUGUAUAUGGAAAACCAGUUCAAUCCGUGUCGAAGAAACUAAGAAGAAGCUUCGGAGGUAUCACUACUGUCUGAACUUGAUCUAUAUAAAGACAGAAUCAGGAAACAAAGGAAAUCAAAUCAAUUAAUUCAUCCCGUUUCAAGCUCCAAAUGAGCUGUCAAUUUUAGGGUUUUGUUGUUGUGUAAUCUUCCUGUCGUGUCAUUUAUUUCCAACAGAGUUUCUCUUGCUGGAGUUGUGAUCAAUAAGACUUAAUUCCAACUAGUUAUGGCUGAGAUAGCUUCUAUUUUUGUUAGUCCUAUCGUGUCCAAGCUCACUGAAACUGUUGCAACCUUGAUCAACGAAGAACUUGCAGCAAUAAAGGGUGCUAAGAAGGAGCUGGAAAAGCUUUCAAGCAAUCUAAUCACCAUUGCAGCUGUGCUUGAGGAUGCUGAGAAGAAGCAGAUGGAUGCAGCCUGUGGUCGAUCUUUGAAGGUGUGGCUCUCAAAGCUCAAAAAUAUUGCUUUUGAUGUAGAGGACAUACUAGACACUUUUGCAACGGAAGCUCACCUCUCCAAGGACCGUAGAAUGGUGAGUGGUUGAUCGAAUUACUGCUGUUUGCGGCCAUCAAGAAUUAAGCGGCUACAAGUGACGAGAACAAAUAAUGGCUUGCUAGCUUAAAAUUAUGAUUGUUAUUGCUAAUAUGUGUCCUUGUAAAUAUAUAUGUAUAAGAAACCUAGAGAUAGACAAUGGCUUAAAUCAUUGCAAUAUUGGUGUCCGAUUCUGUUCAUGUUCUGCUGUGCUUUUUGUUUCUACAUUGUAAGUAAAGAGUGCCAAUUUCCAUACUAGUGUUGGAUUGUUGGUUUUCUUUUCAUUUUUUUGUCCAAAAUUGAUGCCACUUUAUCCGAUAAAA